This is a messenger RNA of Hyaloscypha bicolor E, 2545 nucleotides long. RefSeq lists its product as uncharacterized. The transcript has 3 exons. Gene Ontology annotation, molecular function: RNA endonuclease activity producing 5'-phosphomonoesters, hydrolytic mechanism. Bases 237 to 2144 code for a protein of 635 amino acids. The record is from RefSeq and is a predicted model, not a curated record. NCBI's taxonomy places the organism in Eukaryota, Fungi, Ascomycota, Leotiomycetes, Helotiales, Hyaloscyphaceae.
AAAAAGGAUCCGGUAGUGAGUGCUGGGCCUUGAGGAAGUGAGUGGAAAACUUUCACUUACUUGAAUAUUUGCAUGAAGUCCUAAAGAGCAGAACGAUUUUUCUGUGAUCCCACCGGAAUGUCUCACAAGCUCGCAUUAGCCGGUCACUAGCAACUCAGGCACACCUCAGGUCAACACCCGGCCUGCAUCCUCAAUUCUUUCCGAACAUGACAUCGUAAAGUGUAACCUCUCAAGCCAUGGCAAGAACCAGAAAGAUGCCAGCCAGGAAAGAGCCUGGCAAAAGGCCAACAGCAGCAGUAUCAAAGAAGAAGGCGGUGACAAAGGACAAACAUGCUCUGAUAGGAAGAGGAAAAGGAAAAGGAAAGGGCAAGGCAAAGGAGACGACCAAGGCCUCCUCCACCACUCUCACGCCUGCCACCAACACAUUCGCACCCGACUUCAUCGUCCGUGGUACAAUUGACAGAGCCCUCUUCACGCUCACCUGCUACCGGGGAGAAGGCAUGUGCCUCCUAGCCAUGAACUGGAAGCAAGACACCCCACCCGACAGCUUCGUUGGCUUUGCCAUUGAGUAUAUGGAGCCCGGGGCCAGUCAGUUCUAUGCCCUCCGCAAUCGUAUCGCAUUUCCAGGUGCAAGCGGGCAGCUCAAUCCGAACACCCUCUCCAGCCGCUUCUCGCCGUUCCAGAAGUUCCGCUGGACUCAUUUCCCGAUGAAUGCCAGCACCCCUGGCAAUUUCACCUAUCGUGUCACCUCAGUUUUCAUGGACCAGAAAGGCAUCAUCAGUUAUGGCGACUUUCAGGAAGUUGGCAUCGAGCUCGAAGCCGAGACUUACUCUGGAGAGCUGAACAUCUGCUUCACGCGUGGAUUUAUUUCUUCGCAGGCCUUCGUCGACAGGUUCGGGACUAACGGUGGGGUGGGCACCCUCCUCCCGGAAACCGCAAACGCAGGCAUCACCUUCAAAUCCACCGAUCCAAAAGAGGAAACCGCCCUCGCCUGGAUGGGGUUCGAAGCCCGGAGCGCCAUUCUCAAGACCCUUGAUACUGCCAUUGCCGACUCAACGGCACAGGUAUGUGUCGCUGCCUAUGAUUUCAACGACCCGGAGGUUGUCUCUCGCCUCGAGCAGCUCAAAGGGCGUCUGAAGAUCAUCAUCGACGACUCUGGAUCGCACCAACCUGCCAGCGCCUCUGAAACAAAAGCCGCAGCCAUGCUGGCCGACUCGGUCGGGGCUAACAAUAUUCAGCGCCAGCACAUGGGCGGCCUGCAACACAACAAGUUAAUAGUCGUGGACGGUGACAAGACUAAGAUCGCCAUUGGCGGAUCGACUAAUUUCUCUUGGCGGGGUCUCUAUGUCCAAAAUAACAAUGCAGUCGUCGUCCAGGGAGCAAAUGUAGUCAAAAUCUUUAGUGACGCUUUUAACAGUCUCUGGGCAAGCCCCGAUAGCACUCGCGGGUUCGACAAUACAGCCUCCGCGGACUGGAACAACCUUGGCUUCACCAAUGUCGAUGCUCAAGUCACCUUUUCGCCUCACAGUAUACACAACGCCAAACUACAAGAGAUCGCAAACGACAUCUCUGGCGCCGAGUCGAGCCUAUUUUACUCCCUUGCCUUUCUCUAUGAAACGAAGGGUGCAAUUCUAGAUGCCAUUACGAAAGUGACUAGUGAGGACAAUGUUUUUGUCUAUGGCCUCUCCGACAAGACUGUUGGCGGCUUGAAUAUCCAGCUUCCCAACGGCAAUCCGCCCAUCGCUUUCCCAGCUGCACUGCUAAAAGACGUACCACCACCAUUUAGCCAGGAGGCAACUGGAGGUAGCGGCACCCGUUUGCACCAUAAAUUCGUCGUCAUCGACUUCAAUAAGCCUACCGCCCGCGUGUACACGGGAUCGUAUAACUUCUCCGUCGCCGCGGAUACCAAAAAUGCCGAGAAUCUGUUCGUGAUUAGAGACCAGCGUGUUGCCACCAGCUAUAUGGUAGAGGCUGUGUCCAUGUUCGACCACUAUGUGUUUCGCGACUCGGAAGCCAAAGCUACUGCCGCUCAGCCACUCGAGUUGCGAAAGCCGCCUGCCGAUGGCUCGGGAGACAAACCGUGGUGGGACAAGUACUGGACCGACCCGCAAAAGGAACGUGACCGCGAACUAUUUGGACAGUAAUAUUCCAUUUCAUUUUGCUAUUACUGCUUGGGAAAACAUACGGAGGGGAGCAAUGGGAAUUCUCGAGGUUGUUACUCACUGGAUAGUAUGACAAACUCCGUGGACUGUGCUUGACUGUAGGUGAUAUAAAGAUGGGUUAUCUUCUACAGAAAACGUAAUUAGUAUGUUGUAAGUAAAAAGUAAGCUUGCUUCAAAAGGUAGGGGGAGGCAGAGGCACUUUCAAGUAGAAGAGAUUGAGUGUCUUCUAGCAACCUCACCCUCUUGGAUGAUGCAAAGUGUUUAAUGUUAAAGAAUUGUAUCUCGAAGCAUGCUUCAAGGCACGAGAAGCUUGAACGAGUGGGAGGGAUUUCCUCGGUGCAAGUACAGCGUAAUAUUUAUUAGAGUUCUCAAUAAAAGUUGCG